AUGGGUGUUCGCACCGUGGCGGCCUUCGGCACGGAGGAGUUCCAGCAGCGACGCUUCGGGGCGCACCUGGACACCGCGCGGCGCGGCGGCGUGCGCUCCGGGAUCCGGAUCGGCAUCUUCUGGGGUUUGCAGAACUUCUCCUUCGCUGUCCUCUAUGCUGUCACCCUUUGGUUUGGCGGGCAUGUCUUGAUUGCGGGGAGGAUGAAAGACCACCAGGACGCGCAGGUGAAUGGUGGCGACGUCAUCGUUGUGCUGAUCGCGCUGAUCACCGGGAUGACGGGUAUCUCUACCUUUAGUGGCUAUGCACCUGGAUUGUUCAAGGCCGUGGCUUCCGCGAAGUCUUUGAAGGAGAUGAUUCGCUGGAAGGAUCGCGACAUCGAGCCAGACCACUUCUGGGACGAAGAGGCCUCUCCCAGCUUGGCAGAUUUGCAGAGCAUUGAGUUCAGAUCGGUGGUCUUUAACUAUCCUCUGCAGCCAGAGAAGGUGGUGCUGAGUAAGCUGAGCUUCUUCAUCUCCAAAGGUCAGAAAGUGGCCUUUGUAGGUGAAAGUGGCUGUGGGAAGAGCACCACGAUCCAACUCAUUCUGCGUUUCUAUGAUCCCAAGUCUGGGGAGAUCGUGAUUAACGGCACCCCCUUGCAGCGACUGCCCGUUCGGUCCUGGCGACGGAUGCUGGGCUACGUGGGCCAACAUCCGGUGCUCUUCGCCACCAGUGCGAUGGAAAACAUCAAGGCGGGUGAAGACAUCAGUGAUGAGGAGGCGAUCGAGGCCGCGCGGCAGGCGCAGAUUCUGGACACCUUGACGCAGCUGCCCGAAGGCUUAGACUCCUUCAUCGGCGCUGGAGGUGGCAUGCUCUCGGGCGGCCAGCGGCAGCGCGUGGCCAUCGCCCGCGCGCUGGCGCGCAAGCCGAAGGCGCUGCUCCUGGACGAGGCCACCAGCGCCUUGGACAACGAGUCGGAGCGCAUGGUGCAGGAGACGCUGGACUGCUUGGAGGAGACGCUCGGCCGGGCCUUGACGACCAUCUCCAUUGCGCACCGACUCACCACCAUCGCCAAGUCCGACAUGAUCUACAUGCUGAAGGAGGGCCAUGUUUGUGAGCAAGGAACUCACCAAGAGCUGCUUGGGCGUGCCAGCUCUGGUUUUCUUUGGAACCUACGGGGACCUACGGACCUACGGUUUCUUUCAAGCUUGCAUGCUGAACAGAUCCUGAAACUUUGA
Messenger RNA from Durusdinium trenchii, 1215 nucleotides. The record is from the annotation of a GenBank genome assembly. Lineage: Eukaryota; Dinophyceae; Suessiales; Symbiodiniaceae.